Molecule: messenger RNA, 788 nt
Organism: Menidia menidia (Atlantic silverside)
Lineage: Eukaryota; Metazoa; Chordata; Actinopteri; Atheriniformes; Atherinopsidae
Source: the annotation of a GenBank genome assembly
AAGGAGAGUGGCCCAGUUUGUGCGCCCAUUCGACUUGUGCGUGAACCAGGAAGCCAAAGUUCCUGGACUGACAUGAUGGGACCGAGGCCCGCAGUGGAGACCAACAAUGCCGCUUUUCGCCCGCGUGAGUCCGACACCCUUCUGGACGGCGAGAAGACCGGAACGGCGCUGUUUCUGUCCGGGGUCUUCCUCGGCCUGGUCGGCGUCACCUUCACGGCCAUGGGCUGGCAGCACUAUCGGGCCAGCCUCCACUUUCAGUGGACCCAACUGCUAGGCCCCAUCCUGAUCUCGGUCGGAGGUUCCUUCAUGCUAACCAGCGUCUGCAAGCUUAGGAUCAUCUCCUGUGGGUCCCACAGAGAGCAGCGGGAGGAGGAGGUAUUCGUAAUCCCCGUGAGGCAACAGACCUCAGUGGGGCAUCCUUUUGUUCGAGGCAUAAAUCAGACAGUCAUGUUACAAGGCGCCACAACAAUGCUCUGCCUUCCACCCGCUUAUAACUAUAUUACUCGUGACUUACACCAUGAAAAUGAGUUCCAGCCCCGCAGCGCUGUGAGCGGCGCUCACGCAGCCCUUCCUCCAUAUGACGCGGUGUACUGUGUGGACAGCUCUGCUUUUACAGCGGAGGGGGAACCCACAGCGCGCAGCACAGGAACGGAGCCUAGAAGAAGCGGCAUUCAGAAGACAGACGUUGAAAGAGAAUGUCAUGAUGACAGUGUCUCCACCUGUUCACUACCACCUGCAUAUGAAGACAUCUAACCCAACAGAAAAAACAUCUAUCUAUCUAUCUAUCU